CGCUAUGGGAGACGAAAUAUAGGAAGUAAAUUCCAGAUCUUGCCGUGGUGUUUUGAUAGCUCGAAUUGGUCGAGGAAAAGAAUUUCCUCCUUUUGAGGGUUUCGUGCUUUUUCUACCGUUGGUUCUAAGCGGUUUUGGACGCGAAUAGCCGACUCAGCUAGCUGCUAGGCUAACAUUACGUACCGUCAAACUGACAAGGUAACGAUAGUGAGAGUCCAUGAGCCGAAGUCGAAACCCUCCUCCCCGGGGACAAGGGGCAGCACGAGCCAAACAGAUGGGGCUGCUCCUUGACCUGUCUCCGGAUGGAGGUAUGAAUGAUGAUGGAAACGAUGAAGACCUUGAAGCAGAGCUGCUGGGUCUGGUGGGAGGUGGAGGAGGGAGAUCUCAGGGGAAGAAAGGUGAAGGCAGAGCUCCUGUUCCCAUGGCUGAAAUAGAGCAGAUGGCCGCCCUCUGUAUGAAAGACCUGGAUGAUGAGGAGUUAGAUGAUGACGAUUUGGAUGAUGAUGAUCUGCUGGCUGAAUUGAAUGAGGUUUUAGAGGAUGACGAGGAUGAAACUCCUGCUCCCACCCCUCCUGCCGUCACACCAAAUGCUCCCAAAGUGAGCAUCACAUCCCACUCUUCUCCACCUGCCGCUCCUAGUGGUGCAUCAGGGGUAGAGCACCGUCUUUUGGAGCGUAUUGAAAAUUAUACCAUCGCCAUAUCCAAUGCCAAGGCUGCUGGGGAGAACAGCAAAGUUCGGAGAUAUGACCGUGGCUUAAAGACACUGCAGUCCAUGUUGACAUCUGUCAGGAAAGGAAAACCAAUCAAUGAGGAGGAGAUGCCGCCUCCUGUUGCUCUCGGUGGAAAACCCAACACAACAGCUGAGUCUGCAACGAUCAAGGAACAAGUACUGCCAGAACCAGCACUGAUGCCCUCUCCUCCCACAAAUCAGAAACCACUCAGGGAGGCUGCACCAGAAGCUCCAAAUUCCAAACCAGUCCAUCUGACUCCACCCCAAAAACCUGCCACAGCCAUGACCCCAGAAACACCCGCCAUCUCUCCACUCACCCCCAGCCAGCCGGACACACAGCACUCAGAGCUCAAACAGGCCGUGUUGUCCAGACAGAGAGAGUAUAAGCUGGCUGCUAUACACGCCAAACAGAGUGGAGACAUUGAGCUGGCUAAACAGCACUACCUCACAGCCAAGAAGCUUGACCUGCUGGUUGAGGCCGUGGAUAGAGAUGAACCAGUAGACCUGAGCUCGCUACCUCCUCCUCCUGGAGAUGUAGUAGCAGAACACUCUGCACCUCCUCCUCAGUGUUCCUCUAAACCCGCUGCACCCGCUGCUCCUGCACCUGCACCCACCCAGGUGUCCACAGCCGACCUUCCUGCUCCCAGCAGUUUGGCAGAAGCCCUGCAGCAGAGGAUGGACAUUUACAAGUCGGCAGCAGAGGGUGCCAAAACCAAAGGAGAUGAUCGGAAGGCUCGCAUGCACCAGCGCAUUGUCAAACAAUACCAAGAUGCCAUUCGAGCUCACAAAGCUGGACGACCUGUCAGCUUAUCCGAUCUACCUGUGCCACCAGGCUGUCCGCCACUUCAGGGCUCAGAGGGGGGCCAGCAGAACUUCAUGGGCGUCCUGGAAACAGCUAUGAAAAUAGCCAAUCAGGAUGCAGACGGAGAGGACGAGGAAGAGGAAGGGCAAAAAGAGAUGGCAAAGCCUGCAAUGCGUCCAGCCGUUCAGAAAGCAAAGUCCCCGGCUCCCCAGGCCCCUGGGGGCACUGCAGCUGUAAAACUGGGACCUAAAGCUCAGCAGCAAGUGGAUUUCCUGUUGCUACGGCGACAAUCUUUUUUGCGAGCAGCGCUGCGCUCCAAACAGAUGAAGGACAUGAGUGGAGCAGCACACCACCUCAGACAUGCAAAGGGACUGGACCCCAUGAUCUCUGCUGCCAAGUCUGGCCUACCUGUUGAUAUCACCAAGAUUCCCAGCACUCCAGUUAGUGAGGAGGACUAUUCCCUGGCUCGAUCUCGUUCCUCUCCUCUCUCACCUCGCUCCAGUGAACAGUACCACGGCCUCAUGGAUCUUAUGCGGAAGCAGCAUGAGAAAUGUCUGGGAUACUCUCAACAGUUUACUCAGAUGGGCAGUGUUGCUGAGGCUCUGAAAUUUGAGAAACUUUGUGAGGAAUGUAUGAAGAGCAUUGAGAUACUGAAGAAUGCCCAUGCCAAGGGCCAGCCAGUCCCCAAGUGCCGCACAGAGGAGAGGACCUUCAACACUGUCAAGAUCUACUCUAACCUGACACCCAAUGAGCUGAUACUGUUCAUCAUCAGAGGCAUAAACCUGCCAGCUCCCUCAGGUGUCUCACCCAACGAUCUGGAUGCCAGUGUGAAGUUUGAGUUUCCCUUCCCCAGUGCGGAGGAGGCUCAGAGGGACAAAACCAGCACAGUGAAAAGCACCAGCAGUCCAGAGUUUAAAGAGCAGUUCAAACUCAACAUAAACCGCGCACACCGAGGCUUCAAACGAGUCAUCCAAUCCAAAGGCAUCAAGUUUGAAGUCCUUCACAAAGGAGGCCUGUUUAAGACAGACAAAGUAGUGGGAACUGCUCAGCUGAAGCUAGAAGCCCUGGAAAACCACUGCAGUGUUAGGGAGAUCAUAGAGGUGAUGGAUGGGCGUAAAGCUACGGGUGGCAAGUUGGAGGUGAGGGUGAAAAUCAGAGAGCCUUUAACAGGAGUCGACCUUCAACCGGUGACUGAGAAGUGGCUCGUCCUUGAGCCUGUGUCCUCCCUCUCUCCUCCAGAGAGACAAAAGGAACGGGCUCCAUCUCCGCGGUCCAAGCCCAGGCACGAAGCGAGCAGCAGGAGCAGCCAUCCUAACAACUCUCCACCGCAGUAUAAACUCCACAGCUUCAGCCUCCUCAGCUAUGACAGGGAGCGGCUGGAGAGAAAGCUUGCAGAGUACAAAAAGGCGCGACGGGAUCCCCCGUCUGACCUCAUCCAUCAAUACAAAGAGGUCACACACAGACUGCAGUGGCAGAAAUCACAGCUGGAGAGAGGCUCUCCUGCUCUGCUCACAGAGUAUGAAAACGUGCUGCGGCGUUUAUCACAAGGACUUUCUGAUUCGAUAAAGAAAUUCUCCAGCCAAGGCAACAGGGAUGCUGCCAAGGAUUGCCUGGGCAGACUGAAGAUGGUGGAUAGUGAGCUUGAAUCUUUGAAAAGGAAACGCACUGGAUGAGACGAUGAAAGGGAGUGGAGAUUUGGCUGGAGUACUGUUAUAUCAUCCCUCCCUCUACACUACACUACAGCGGCUUCUUUAAGAGCCUUCAGCAUGAUUUGAUGCCGUUCAAUGACAACUGCAUGACCCAACCUGAUGAUUCUGUCUGUAAAUCUUACAGUAUAGCCUGUGUCGCCUGUGGUUAGUCACCUGCCACACUCAUUAUAAUGAAUCUGUGAUUAUGAAGGGACACAGCUCUUUAAACAAGCAUUAAAAUUAAAGGAAGGCUUAUUUGCACUUAAACACGACUAACACUACAGGAAGCUGCUUUGACAGUUGACUUUACUGACCUUACUUGUGCUCUAUUAGUUUCUUUUCAGAUUAUUUAAAACUAAAGUUUUACAUUUGGCACUAGCUCACAGAGCUGUAAGGAGGCCAGAGAUGACCAAAAACUCUGUGUGUGCAUGUAUGUGUGUCUUCUGAAGUGUGUUUAACCAAUGGACAGAGGUGAUUUUAACCCCUUUUCCCAUAUUUUAUGUGUGUAAUGAGCUUAAUCUAAUCUGUCUGCUCCAGUGUUCCCAGAUUACAGUAAUCUGCUCCGUUUGGAGUGAUGUGAUAUGGGAAUAAAAAAAAAACGGGGCUUCGGGGCGCUGCAGCCUACAUCCCAUAAUGAGGGAUUAGUGUUUGUGUCACCAAGGAGACGACUAGAUCAGACGCAGAGUCGCCUUUGGGGCUGGGGAGAGGGGGUGUUAAUGGCGUGCCAUGAAUUUGGUGAAGGCUUAGCUCAGCGAGAGGAUUGCUUCCUCGUCUUCUUCUUCAUCAGCUGUUUCUUCUUUGUUGUCUUCUCCAUCUUCACUUUCUUCUUAUUAAUUCCUCUGCAUUUAUUCAUAGAUUAUUCUGAGUCAUGAGUAAGAGACCGCUCAACUUGGAUUUUCUUUAAACUCUUAAAGUCCACUGUACUGCCAGUUUAGAAAAUAAUUAACAGCUGCUGCGUCAGUCAGCUGCUAUUUUCCACAGAUCUUGGCUGAUGUGAGACCAGAUUGUGUCCCAAGGAACUCUCCAGUGGCAACAUACUGAAUAUUCUUCCCACAAGAAGACAACUUAAUGUGUGUCUGUAAGGCUGGGUAAUUGCUCAUUUCUAUUUUCUAUUCCCCCACAGACAUCUCUGCCAUAACUAUCCUCCUCAUUCCUCUCUACUUCUCUAUUUUUUCUCAGAUUGUGUGGUACAUAAUUCAGAUGAAUCAAGCUAUAAUAUGUUAGAAAUGCACUUGUCUUGUUAAAAGUAAAGGGAGAUUUACUUAACCAUUACUAUGACUAAUAUGUCACAUAAGUGCCCUUCUUUGUUGGGUAAACAAAACAUGCUAACCUGAUACUGGUGAUCUGUGUGUAUUUCAUGCAGCCAGGAUCUAGCAGACUAUUUCAAAUGAGACUUGCUGUGAUUUUUUUCUCCACAUGUAGUUUUGUGGGCAAGUUACACAGCAGGGGAUAUACAGCAUGUGUUUGCUCUAAUCUACCAACUGCAUCACCCCAUUAACAAAUAAUCCGAGCUAAAGUUGACCUGAUACUACCCUCUAAAGACCCCUCCCCCACACCAAUUUUUCAUCAGCAUUUCUCACUUUUUUAUGCUUUCAUUCUACUUACAGGCUGUUUUAGUUUGACAGCCCAUGGUGGGGCAUAUAAAGAGGUUUUAGUUGUAAUGUAAGGUGGCAUUUAUGGGAUUAUAGGAGGCUGACUGCAGGUUUUGGCUCCCUUAUGACAAGUCAUAUACACUCUAGAGUUACACUCCAAAUUCUCAUCACAUGCUGCACGGUUUUAGAUUAAGUAAAUUGUCCUUAAUGUUCCAGGAAGCUAUUACUUUUUAUUCAUGUCCAUGCUGCAUGUAUCACAUAGGAGACAUGCUCAAGUUUGGACCAAUCAUUUGGCCUCCAGACUGUAACUCAUCACAGUAAACAACAAGUCUUUGCUAAAAACUAUCAGUGUACUUAGCAGUUUAGAUUUCACAAAGCUUUAUUAGAACAACUUUGGAUUUCUUUUUCUGGAGAAUGUAUUGCAUUCACUUGUGAAAGGACAAAAAUCUGUUAUCGAUCUUGUAAGAAAUCUUUUAUUUAAAAAUCUGCUCUUUUCUGAAUAAGCAAUCCUGGGAUUAAUAUUUUGUUAAUGUAGAAAAAAGAGGUUCUUAUUUUGUCAAGGGAAUUCAAUACUAGACUCUUAGAGAUAAAGACAAUGCAAUUUUAAUUAAAUAAAAGGUUUUAAUCAAAUGUGGUCUCUAAUAUACCAGAAAAAAAUUUACUCAUACUUCAUUGCAUUAUGAAAUGCAGCAAAGAACCUCAAAUCCCUUUGUCAUUCCUACCAACCCUUUUAGAUAUAAUGUUAACUUUACACAUAAGACAAAAAACACACAAAACUUCUUUAAGCAGCUACCUUAACAAAAACUUUGACAAUGAGAUGUUGAUCUAAUUAACCAUCAGCUUUAUGUAUGGGUUUUUCAGAGUAAACAUAUUCAUUGUACAGGGUUUCAUUUGGUGCCAGCUCUAAAUGAUUUUAGUAAAUAGACUCUAACCUGUGGCAUGUAGCGUUCACAUGUUUUAAUACCGUUAAAUGCACACAAAGUGCAACCUGCCUCUUUCACUCCCAAACCUUUAACCCCGUUUAACCCCAAACACACACUCCUGCCACAUCACCCCACUGCUCGGUUAACCUCAUGGCCUCCAAGGCUGCCCCUUUGUCAUGGCAACGAGCUCAUCAGCAUGCAGAGCAGUAGUUUGGGUGGUCGGGACCAAGGGAGAGGUAUUCGCUAAAGUUUGUACUGCUGGUGACUUUACUCCUGUCUAGCAUUUACAACACAUCAAACACUCCUUUUUAUCAUUCACCUUUUUAACUGUUUGCCUCAUCUCUUUUUUCUGUCUUUGACUUUUUCUCUUAUUUUAAUGAAGAAAGUUUGGUGGAUCAGGUACUUUUUCAGCUGCAGCGCUUAAACGUGCUAAUCUGGGAUGGGGCUAAAAAGCUAUGGUUUUACAUAUGACAUUUUUGUAGUCUGUUGAUGAAUGUCAUGUAAGGGCAAUCAGUAUAAAUGAAUAUUUAUAUACAGUAAAUAUACAGCAUUAUAUGCUCUGUCUCUAUUUUUAAGUGCAAGCCAUGAUGAUUUGUGCAGCUCAAAGUGGGAAUGUGUGCAGGCCUGAUAGCCGAGGCUCUGUAUCUUAUGUAUAAGGUUGUGUUAACAUUAAUAAAAU
Cheilinus undulatus (humphead wrasse) is the source of this 6414-nucleotide messenger RNA. RefSeq names its product coiled-coil and C2 domain containing 1A (gene cc2d1a). NCBI's taxonomy places the organism in Eukaryota, Metazoa, Chordata, Actinopteri, Labriformes, Labridae. Gene Ontology annotation, biological process: regulation of transcription by RNA polymerase II. The record is from RefSeq and is a predicted model, not a curated record. Gene Ontology annotation, cellular component: nucleus. The transcript has 28 exons. Bases 218 to 3205 code for a protein of 995 amino acids. Gene Ontology annotation, molecular function: DNA-binding transcription repressor activity, RNA polymerase II-specific; RNA polymerase II cis-regulatory region sequence-specific DNA binding.